Molecule: messenger RNA, 2381 nt
Organism: Dimorphilus gyrociliatus
Lineage: Eukaryota; Metazoa; Annelida; Polychaeta; Dinophilidae
Source: the annotation of a GenBank genome assembly
GCAUAAAUAUUCGAUCUACAAAGCCAUCAGGCCACUAACGUUUUCGUGAAAAACAAAGAAAUGUCGAAGCCGCUCUUUUUGAACACCAAUGGUGAAUUGGAGAAUAAAAUUAAAGAGCUCAGCUUAUUAAAGAGCCCCGAAAGAUCAGCUAGAAAAGAAGUAAAAUACCUUGGUGACGAUGAUGACCACUCUUCGAGAGCUCCUAGGUCAGCUUUUUCACCCUCACCUCGUAUGGAUGAACUACAACGUUUCGAGCACAAGCAUCAAGUUGUAGCGGAGAUGUCUGCAGCCUACAAAAAUCUAUUGGUUUCCAUUGGUGAAGACCCAGGCCGUCAAGGUUUGCUUAAGACACCGGACAGAGCAGCCAAAGCUUUCCUCUACUUUACUAGAGGUUACGACGAGAAGAUAUCAGAUGUUCUAAACGAUGCGAUUUUCGACGAGGAUACAGACGAAAUGGUUAUUGUUAAGAAUAUUGAAAUGUUCUCAAUGUGCGAGCAUCAUCUUGUUCCUUUUAUUGGAAAGGUAUCAAUUGGUUACUUGCCCAAUAAAAGAGUAAUAGGCUUAAGUAAAUUAGCCAGAAUUGUGGAGGUGUACAGUAGAAGAUUGCAAGGUAAAAAUGGAACUUACUUUUAUUUGUUUAUAAUUAAUAGAUUAAAAAAAAAAUUGAGAAAAGCAAAAAGAAUAGAAAAGAGAAAAUAACUCAUUUUUUUUUAAGUUAAAGGGAAAACUAGUAGGAAACUAAUUUCGAUAUAAUCUAAAGAAAAAUCUAGACUUAAAUAAUAAUAAGGGAAAAUACAAAUUCCGUUUUAAAAUAACUGGAGUUUUUGUACGAGAACGCCGCAUAUAUAUCGACGCAAGCCCCAAUCGAAUAUUGCAAUAGCAUGUUAAUGAGGCAGCAAUAUUCAGCAAUACAGUUUCUGUUUGCAUGUUUGGACAUUUUGGUCGCUAUUUCAGUAAUACAACAUUUUGCCCGUAUGUCGAAAUAUAAAUAUAACAAUAUAGUUGGUAUUCUAUCAGUUCAAGAACGGCUUUCAAAACAAAUUGCUGAAGCGGUUGUUACUGCUGUUCAACCAUUCGGUGUUGCUGUCAACAUUGAGGCAACGUAAGUUCCCAAUGCACGUGUAAAUUCUCAGAAAAGAGAUGAUGUUUGCAUAGUGUGCAUAACAGUAUAUUAGUUACUUUUUUAUAUUUUUCUGUAAUUAUUUAUGAACGAAUUAGGCCUGUAGCUUUUCAAUGUUUUUUUUUAUUAUUAUUGUUAUUUUACUGCAUUUUUAUCCUUUCUCAAUCAAGCUAUUCCUUAUUUUAUUGUUUACCCUUCAAUUUUUUUCGCAGUACAAGAACGUCUCACUAAACAAAUAGCACUAGCGAUUUUCGAAGCAAUAAGUCCUGCAGGUGUCGCUGUUGUUUGCGAAGCUUCGUGAGUGUACUAAAAAAAAGCAUAUUUCUUUUUUUACAUAUAUUCCUUUUGUUUCCUUAUAUAUGUAUAUGUAGAUAUAGAAUUAGCAUGCACAGACUAUCUUUCAUAUUAAUUUUAUAGAGUAUGCAGUAUGUUUAUCCAUAUACUGCACUUAUAGAUUAGCAAUUGAAGAGUUUAACAGGACAUUAAAAAGCUUAAAUGCAUCAUGCAUUGAUAAUUUGUACAGCUUUAUAUUCAAUAUUCAAUUGCCUAUUUUCCUCUCCAAUUAGGCAUAUGUGCAUGGUGAUGAGAGGCGUGCAGAAAAUUAAUAGUAGGACCAUAACGAGCACAAUGUUAGGCGUCUUCAGGGAAGAUCCCAAGACUAGAGAGGAAUUUUUAACCUUGAUUAAAGAAUAAAACUCUUUGUUUGGUGAUGGAAUUCUUAAAUACUCAUAUUCACGGAAAAGGGUAUUUUAUCCACAUUUAAGGAAACAAUUAAGUCCUGUUCAAAUGGAUAUUAAUGGAACAAUUAAGGAACAUUCAUUUAAUCUUAUAUUUUGUUUGAAAAAAAAAGUUUUUGCAGGCAAAUCAUGUAAAUGUUGUUUACUAAUUUUUCUGUAAAUUUUAAGAAAAACCUGGGUAAAAUUCAAAUGAAAAAUAGAAUGAAGAUGAAAAAUGGCGAAAAUGGGAAUAAUUUAUUAAGUAUAAAUUAAAUUUUCAACCACGACUAACCACUUGAAGAGAAUAACAAGAAGCAAUAAUGAAAUCAAGUUUAUCCUAAUUUUCCUCUAAUGAUCAUUUAAUGUUGCCCUGCAAAAAAUAUAUGUAGUAAGGUAUUGUUUGUUUUGUUCUUGUCUUCCAAAAAAUUAUAUAUGACAAUUAUGCUGAUAUUGUAAUUUUACUUUGUAUGAAUAAUCAAUACACAAUUGGUGCAGAUUAAUGAAAAAUUAUACCUAUAUAUGCAACUGAGGAACGAGAGAGUGGG